AUGAGUCCCCAAAACAGCUUUGCCAAUGCUUCUCCAAGCUCCAGCACGAUUGGCGCAAGCACAACGUCGACCUCCGCAGUCCGAUCACGCCCACGCCGCUUAGUUUCAUUCAUGGACGAUGAAGAUGACAGCAACAAUCUGGCCCCAAAUUACUCCUACCAGAAUGAUUCCCAGCCUUUCUCCUCGGGAUCCUCGACGACUCUCGCACCGCUCGAAGCUGGAACGGCCCGAUCUCGCGGAGCGAGCCCCUCGCCAUUGUCUUCCCGCGGAGCGUCGCCGCUGCCAAUGACACGCCCGUCCCGCGCAUCGGAAUCGGUCAAUUCUGGUACCCGCAAUGUACCAACCUCGUUUACUUGGAAUGGAUUCUCGAAGGCUUCCUCGUCGGGAGGCGCUGCGGACUUUCUGGACUCCCCGUGGUCGUCUCUACAAAGCCUGGCGUCUUCGGUACUGGGGAGCGAUGCUGGGCGAGCCAGUCCGACUAAUGGCACAAAGAGACACACGCGAAGGAAACCGUCUCGGUCAGACGUAUAUAUCAAGAGUCCCCCUCGGUCGACGUGGGGUCCAUCGGCACCGACCGGUCCGCAGGUCGGAACUGGGACCAAAGAGGAGCGACAGGCGCUGGUGCAGGAAAAGAAGAGAGAAGCACUGCUCCUCGCCGAUAGUGAUUCGAUGGCAAGCCGCACGAAUCUACACAAAAGACGGGACUCCGGCGACACUUCCCAGCAAGCAUUUGAGCCGGACCCUGACGAAGAUGCUCUGGCUUAUAUUCAUAAAGUACAACCCACGGACACUAUUACUGGGGUAACGAUCAAAUAUGGCUGCCAUGCUGCGGUGUUCCGCAAGGCUAAUGGUUUCUGGCCCAACGACAACAUUCAGAGCAGAAACACGGUUCUGCUGCCAGUUGAUGCAUGCUCGGUGAAAGGUCGACCUGUUCUCAAAGAGCCUGUGGAUCUUUUGGGUUCCGAUAAGGAGGAGGACCUCAGCGACAGCUCCAUAGUACCUGUGGACGCCUCGGCGAAGCGUACAUACUCCGACCAGGAAACAUCUGCAACCGAGACUAAAGAUCAUGGCAAGCACGCUUGGAAGCAUGAAUCCUGGGUACAAAUGGAUGGAUUCCCUGGACCCGUUGAAAUCGGACGUGUUCCUCGAAGAGCGCUGGGAUUCUUUCCGCGUACACGACGGAAAUCUACGCCUUAUUCGGAUGCAGAGCCCCCUGAUCUUUACCGGCAAAAAAUCACUCCAGCGUCUCCUGCCGGGUCACCUCCUCCCUCCUCCUUCGACAUAUUACCACGAAGCCGACCGAACGGGGGUCAGGCCACGACCACACGCCCACAGCAUCGCCGCCAACGCAGUAGUAUCCAUUUGUCUGGCACUGGUGUGGGCACCCUUGAUCGUACCUCUACCGGUCCAGGCCCUGCGUUGGAUGGAUUUACCCGCUUCUUCGCACAGCACAUGCCGGCUCUCGCACCUCCAAAGCCCCCGGACAAUGUCCAGAGAGGUUCUUUUGAGUCUGCAUCAACGAUGACAUCCAAUGCCUCGACUGGCCUCGAGAACAUUGGUGGAGCUUUUGAGGGGUGGGUGCGGAAGGUCGCGACGCGAGCCAAGGCAGGCAUCAAUGAACUGCAGCAAGGGACACCCAAUGCGCAGAGCAACAGCCGGGGUCGCAAUACGUGGCGGAUGGAUGAUCUAAUUGAACUUGACGAUGGGAUGGCGGAGGGCCGUAACUCUCCCAGUCCACUCAAGACAUCGCGGAGGCCUGACCUACAAGGCAGUUCAUCCUCAUCCUCAUCCAUCCGAUACAACAGCCCCUCUGUGGUGGCAGCGAGCAGGUCUCGUGCGACUGGAUUUGGUUCGGGUUCUGGCGCCGCCUAUGGCGAGCGAGCCAAGGACGACUAA
Molecule: messenger RNA, 1896 nt
Organism: Penicillium bovifimosum
Lineage: Eukaryota; Fungi; Ascomycota; Eurotiomycetes; Eurotiales; Aspergillaceae
Product: putative LysM domain protein
Exons: 1
Coding region: 1-1896 (631 amino acids)
Source: RefSeq, a predicted model, not a curated record